Messenger RNA from Silurus meridionalis, 3826 nucleotides. It is a transcript of the gene colgalt2b, whose product is annotated as collagen beta(1-O)galactosyltransferase 2b. The record is from RefSeq and is a predicted model, not a curated record. The coding region runs from base 87 to 1991 and encodes 634 amino acids. Gene Ontology annotation, molecular function: procollagen galactosyltransferase activity. The transcript is spliced from 13 exons. NCBI's taxonomy places the organism in Eukaryota, Metazoa, Chordata, Actinopteri, Siluriformes, Siluridae.
CACAGUUCCUCUGAGAACAAACAUAACAUUUCACGACUGAAUAUGAAGAAAGCGAAGGAGGACAACAGGAGAGGCACGGCAAUCUCAUGUGCUUUUUUUUCCCGCUGCGUCACAAGAGCUCCGCUGAAGCCCCUGCUCCCGCAGUCAUGUUGACCGAGCCGCGCGCUCUGAGGCUCGGCGUGCUGUGCGCGCUCCAGUGCGCGCUCCUGUGCGUGUCGGUGGAUGCGCUUUUGGAUCUGGAACUGGUGCAUCCGGAAUCCGCGGUGCUGAAGCCGCGGGUGAUGAUCGCGGUGUUGGCUCGGAACUCUGCACACAGCCUGCCGCACUUCCUGGGCUGCAUCGACCGCCUGGAGUACCCAAAAGACCGCGUGGCCAUAUGGGCAGCAACAGAUCAUAACAUAGACAACACCACGGCUAUUCUAAAAGAGUGGAUGAAAUCGGCUUUAAGAAGAUAUCACUAUGUGGAAUGGAGACCGAUGGAGGAGCCUCGCUCUUAUACAGAUGAGUGGGGGCCCAAGCACUGGCCACUGUCCCGGUUUAACCACGUGCUUAAGCUCAGACAGGCUGCUCUGGAGGCAGCACGCCACCGAUGGGCCGACUACAUACUGUUUGUGGACAGUGAUAAUCUCCUGACCAACCCGCUGGUCUUGGACCUCCUGAUUGCGGAGAAUCGGACUCUGGUGGCGCCCAUGUUAGAAUCACGGUCUCUCUACUCCAACUUCUGGUGUGGCAUCACUUCUCAGGGCUACUAUAAGCGCACCCCAGAUUAUCAGCCUAUCCGUGAGUGGAGGCGUCAGGGCUGCUUCCCUGUUCCCAUGAUUCACACCACCUUCCUGCUGGAUUUGAGACGCAGCGCCUCUCGCGAUCUGGCUUUCUACCCUCCACAUCCCGACUACAGCUGGGCCUUCGACGAUAUCAUGGUGUUUGCUUUUUCUGCUCGCCAAGCAGGUGUACAGAUGUUUGUGUGUAAUAAGGAGCACUAUGGUUUCCUACCCAUUCCUCUGAAGGCCAAUCAAAGCUUAGAGGACGAAGAGGAAAGUUUCACACACACCAUUACUGAGGCCCUCAUUGAUCAUCAGAUUAAACCUUCAGAGUUUGUGUUCGUUUCUCCAAAACUACAGGAUAAGAUGGAAUUUGAUGAGAUCUUCCUGAUUAAUCUGAAGCGGCGGAUGGAUCGGAGGGAACGCAUGUUAAAUUCUCUGGCUGCUUUGGGUGUGGAGGCCACAAUCACCAACGCUGUGGAUGGCAAGGCUUUGAACUCGUCGCAGCUGCAGGCUCUGGGGAUUGAGAUGAUGCCGAAUUAUAAAGACCCAUAUUCAGGCAGGGUGCUGACCAGAGGAGAGAUCGGUUGCUUCCUCAGCCACCAUUCUAUAUGGACACAGAUGGUGGAGAAAGGUUUGCAACGUGUUCUAGUUCUGGAGGAUGAUGUGAGAUUUGAGCCCAGGUUUAAAAGGAGGCUGCAAACUAUUAUGCAGGAUGUGGAGAAAGUUCAGCUAGACUGGGACCUCAUAUAUGUGGGCCGGAAGCGGAUGCAGGUGGCACAGCCUGAGCUCUCUGUGGAUGGAGUGAAUAACCUGGUGGAGGCUGAUUACUCGUACUGGACGCUGGCGUAUGCUCUCUCUCUAAACGGAGCCAACAAACUGCUCUCAGCUCAGCCCUUCACCUGCAUGCUGCCUGUGGAUGAGUUCCUGCCCAUCAUGUUCAACAAACACCCCAACAUGGCCUACAUGUCCCAUUUUGAGCGGAGAGAUUUGCGAGCGUUCUCAGUUGAACCGUUGCUGGUUUACCCGACACACUACACGGGCGAGCCGGGUUACUUCAGCGACACUGAGACAUCCACAAUCUGGGACGAUGAGGCCAUAGAUACGGACUGGGACCGAUCUCACGCUCAGAAAACUGCUCAACAAGGCCGAAUCCGGCCCAUCGCCCAGAACAGCGUGACUGGAGAAAUGCCGCCCCCUGCUGCUCGUGCAUCACGAGACGAACUCUGAAAAGUCUGGCAAUGAAGACAACAUGGAAUAUUUUUAGGUCACUGUAUUGUGUACAAGAGUAAGUCAAGUGUUGUACAGAUGUUUUAGCACUCAUUUGAGGUUCUUCAUAAGCUCAAUAGAUUUGCCUGAUAGCAGCUUUAAUAAUAUUAGAUUUCAUGACAAGGGUUGGGAGGAAGAGAAGGGACGAAGCUUGUGAGGAACCAUUCUGAAAGGCCACACUGGCCUUCAUUGGGCAUAACGACCUGUUUUGAAUUGGAUUUAUAGAUGUAUAGUUUUAUAUUCGGAUUUUUAACAGUGAAAACAGCAGUUUGCUAAUUAAUUAGGGAAUUGUGCUCUGGUUUAGGACAUGAUGCUUUCUUCUCAACAGUUAGUGGUUGCUUUAGAAGCAGAAGCAGAGCAUUUUAUGAAUGGCAGAGGUUGAACAAGGAGCAAGAGUUUGUAGAUGUCAGGACUGUGGUAGGUAUCUUUACUGGUGAAGCUUAAAGAUCUCAGAGCUCUUAAACAUCAGGAAUGGAGCAGGAGUGGCGAUGGCCUUAAAAUGGAGAAGAAACUGGUCAGCAUCAUGGCUACUGCAGAAAUGAUUGCUUUCCUGUAUGGAGCAAAAGCAGGUAGAUUUCAGGUUUUAUGCGGUAACUUGUGCCUUAAGUCUGAAGUAGAUGCUUGUAGGAUUCAAAAGCAGAAGCUGGUUGACCUUGGUUUAAUUAACUAAAACUUGAAGGCAUCAAGAAUGAAACAGGAGAUAGUAGACUCUAAGGGUUGGUGCAGAGGCCUGGACUAUCAGAAUGCUUUGCAUAUCUUAUGACUAGAGCAGGAACCUAAAAUAAUCUCAAUAGAAAAAUGUGCUUAUAGACCUCAGGAAUGGAGCAUAAUCUGGCGGAUAUCAAGGUUGGAUGAAGAUCUGGUAGAUCCUAAGUGUUGGUCCAGAAGCAUGUAGACCACAAGAAUAGAGCAGAAGUCUGAUGUUCUCAUGAUGGGUCCAGGAGGUGUUAUAGACCCUGGCUGUUGGUGUAGAAUCAGCAGCUAAUAUAAUCUUAUUAGUACAUUAAAAAUGAUCCUAAAACAUUUCAGACCAGAUCAAACUUGACUGUCAUUUCAAGCAGCACUAAAACAAACUGAAUUCUUUGAUCACCAGAGGAUCUUCUGAUCAUGUGCUCAUUAGUUUUAUACUAUCAACUUUUUCUUUGAUUAAGAAUAAUACUUUCUAGUAAACAUUAUCUUGAACAUCUUGAACAUUAGCUUUUGGGAAAUUUCCCACUGCUCUUUAUAAGAAAUGGAGAACCACAAAUAAGUGUUAAAACAUCUGUGAGACCGGAUGGAGAGAUGUGCACACAUAACAUACCCUCAAUCUCAUGCUACCACCAGGUUAUCGGAUCACAAUCAUUUCCCAUCAGCGACCUCCUUUAUUCGCUGGUUGUUCAGCCAAUAGCAUUGCAGCAGGCUGACAUGCUCAGAUAUGAUUGGCUAACACCAGUGUUAGGAGAAGAAAAAGAGGAAGAGGGGGAUCAAGGGCUCCUGUUUUAAACCCACUUUAUUUAUUUUCACAGACGGUGUUUGUCACCGGAUUUGUCUGUCUGUCUGUCUGUCUGUCUGUCUGUCUGUCUGUCUGUCUGUUUGUUUGUUUGUUUUUCUAUCCACAGUUUUGUCCCUGGAGGAUUUUUGUGUGAUUCUUAUAAAGACAGACAGACAAGCAGUUACACAUGUAAGGGACACACAUACAUUUUGGCAGUUUGAACAAAAAAAUCACAAAACAUUUUGGUUCUUUUGUUUAAUUUAAAUGUAAAUAAAGCCGGAUGAUGAACCGAACAAGUUGCGGGUGAAUAAAAAAAGAGAGAAUA